AUGUCGACCCCGACGAACGCCUCGAAUGGCCGCACGCCAACUGGGUCCAACGGCGUUCCGCCCAUGAGAAUUCGCCGUCCCAAAGCCGCAGAUCCCCUCGUUCGUCCAAAGCGAAGGCUUGUGAAGCCCCCUGGAGCUGCCGCUGGCGGAAACACGGCAACAAAAACCCUGCCCGCACGCCCUUCCGCCCCCGGCGCUCUGUCGCUAGCGCAGCCCGAGAGACCUCGACCACCGCCUGUUCAAGAUGAACACGCGGUAAACGGAUUCAGUGGGCCUCUUCUCUCCCAGAAGUACGUUGACUACCCUUUGGUCACAACUAAGAAAGCUCUGCGCGAGGGGUUGAAGCACCACAUUGCGCGAUUCUCGUCUAAGCGGCCGGUCGACCCGCGUGAUGAGUCGCAAUUUACGCGACCUGUCAGGCUUCAUCGCCGCGACCCGCGCGCCCGAACCCAUGACCCACAUGCCGAGAAGAUGGUCGGACCCGACGGCCAGCAGCUGGACGAAGCGGAGAGGGAGGCCCUGGAUGCCCGGAGAGCGGCGCGAGAGAAGGAGCGUGCUCAGAACAUGGCGCAAAUUGCGCCCGCAGUCGGGUCAUCUGCCAAACGACCGAAUGCUCCCAAGCAGAAAACCCAACAGGUCUUCAAGUCCGACAUGACUAAGGAGGAGAUCGCCAGAGCUCGCAUCAAGUAUGAGGAGGCACUACCCUGGCACAUAGAGGAUUUCGAUAACCGUAACAUCUACGUGGGAAAUUAUGAGGCAGCGUUGUCGGAGACUCACGCGGUAUUUGUCCUCGAAAACACCGGCAGAAUGCGAAUGAUCCCGGCCGAGAAGUGGUACAAGUUCAGCGCCAAGCAGCAGUUCAAGGCUUUGACCAUCGAAGAGGCUGAAAAGUACAUGGCAAAGCGAAGCAAGGAUCCCCGAUGGUUCAUGGAAAAGCAGCAGGAGAUUCAAAUGAAGAAAGAACUGGACGGGUAUGCCCAGAAGCGCAGGGUUUACGCCGGAAAACAAGGUGGCCUGUCUGGUCGAGAAGGGUUGGAAGCAAGCGAAAUGGACUUUGAAGAGGACCGGUUCGCGGAUGACGAAGAGCAUGCGGAUCUCUUCAAUGAACAGGAUGAGGACACCAAGGCAGCGGAACAGCGAAUCAAGGAGGAUCAAUUGAAGGCGAAUGUGUUCGACCUCAAGGAAGAGAAGGACUACGAAGAUGAGGAAGAGCGCGAGAAGAAGGAGCGUGAAGCACGCCGAGUUCUAGGCAAGAAAGUCCGAAAGGCACUGAAGAAAAGAGAGAGAAACUUCGACUACAGUAGUGGUUCCGACGUCAAUCCAUAUACCGAUGAAGAGAGCUCCGAUGACAGCGAGGCCGAACGGCAGAAGGAAGAAGAACGGAAGAAGGAAGAGGAACAAAAGGCCGAGGAGGAAAAGAAUCAGAAGGACUCAGCCACAUCCACCAAGGGCAGCAAUACGCCCUCGGGUCGUCCGAAGCACACCGAUGCUUUGAAGAAACCAUCCGGAUCCCGCAAGCGUCUGGGUUCACCAGGCUCGGACGCGAGCGGCACCGACUCCUCUCGAAAGAAGCCGAAGAACAAGCACCCGACUUCCCAACCCGUGUCGCGUCCUAUUUCUCCAUCUGCAACUUCCCAGGCCGGUAAGAAACGAAUUCGAAACAACCCUCUCGGCGGCCCCGGGUCCGGCAGUGAUAUCGAUAUCGGCGCUGGAUCCGGUGGCGAGAUGAGUGAGAGCGGCAAGACCAAGAAACUGAAACUGAACCUACCCUCAGCCACUUCGCGCGGAGGUACACCGCAGGGAUCCCGAGCUGCCAGCCCUGUCGCCGGUAACCAGAGCUUUUCCGGCGCCGGUCGCUCCACCCCCGCGCCAUCUGGAAACCAAUCUUUCCCCACGCCAGCCGAGAUCCACGCCGCAAUUCCGGCCACCGGAAUUCUGAGCAGCGACCUCUUGCGGAUCUUCCGGCCGCGUAUCGGCGAAUCGAGGGAGAACCAUCGCCGUUUCAUCGCAAUCGUUAAGGACGUCAGCUCCUACGGCAAGGAGGACCGGAUGCUGCGACCCGGGAGCUGGAGUCCGAACUAA
This is a messenger RNA of Penicillium canariense, 2082 nucleotides long. Its product is annotated as transcription factor IIF subunit TFG1. Gene Ontology annotation, molecular function: DNA binding; TFIIF-class transcription factor complex binding; RNA polymerase II general transcription initiation factor activity. The transcript has 4 exons. The record is from RefSeq and is a predicted model, not a curated record. NCBI's taxonomy places the organism in Eukaryota, Fungi, Ascomycota, Eurotiomycetes, Eurotiales, Aspergillaceae. Gene Ontology annotation, cellular component: nucleus; transcription factor TFIIF complex. Gene Ontology annotation, biological process: positive regulation of transcription elongation by RNA polymerase II; transcription initiation at RNA polymerase II promoter. The coding region runs from base 1 to 2082 and encodes 693 amino acids.